This is a messenger RNA of Dictyostelium discoideum AX4, 6717 nucleotides long. RefSeq lists its product as hypothetical. Lineage: Eukaryota; Evosea; Eumycetozoa; Dictyosteliales; Dictyosteliaceae. The transcript has 4 exons. The coding region runs from base 1 to 6717 and encodes 2238 amino acids. The record is from RefSeq and is a predicted model, not a curated record.
AUGGAUUGUGAUGAAAUUAAUUUUAAAAAUGAAAAUAAAAAUUUAGAAUUUUUAUUAAAUAAAUAUAUAAAUGAAAUUUCAGAGCCAGCAAAUUAUCAACAAAUUAAAAUGAGUAUUUAUAAAUAUUAUGAACAAAAUCAUAAAUCAAAUUUAACUCAUCAACAAAGUGAAGCGUUAAAACAAAUAAUCAGUGAAACUGGACCAUCUGAAAGUAUUUUAUCAACAUGUAUGGAUUUUAGAGUUAAUUUCAUAAAUCAACCAAGUGAAUCAUGUGAAAUAUUUGAUCCACUGAAAAAAAGAAUUGCUAAAUUUCAACAAUUAAUAAAGGAUAGCCUACAACAAACUCCAAUCGAACCAUUACUAAAUGAAUUAAUUAAUGGUUACAAUUUAUUCAUUAGUCAAUUGGUUGAAAGAGUAAUUUAUAAAGAAACUGAUGGUAGUAGAAAAUCAUUAAGAAUAUUAGAAUGUAAUCCAUUGAUAUUGGGUGAAGAUUUAAUUUAUCGUGAAAUUUCAUUGGAUAAAGCCUAUGAAAUUGCAUCCUAUAAUCCAAAAGAGUAUGAAUAUCAAAAAAAGAAUGAAAAUGGUACUAGUUGUGGAGGAGUUGUAAACUCUGUCUACUAUAAAGUUGAUAAUGGUUCUCAUUUACUUAGACCAGCAAAAGAGAAUGCAGUUUUCCAAUUUUAUAAAACACUUUUCGAAACUGAUAAAUAUAUUGUACCAACUCAACUAUUGGUUAUUAAUCAGCUACCAAUUCUUCCACCAGAUAUUAAUGACUCUGAAGAAAGAAGAGAAUUAAUUAAAUUAAAAGCAAGACACUGUUUAACGAAUGCUCGUGAUGUUUUUAAUAUUGAUCCUCAAUUAGAAAGAAGGAUAGAAAAUGCACUCCAACAUCAAAGACCACUUUUCAUUCAAGGUUCAUUAUUUAUGGAGGGAAAAAGUUUAUUUGAUUUUCUAUCAAAUGGCUGUGGUGGUUGUAGUGGUUGUUGUGGUGAUAGUGAUAGUGGUAGUGGUAGUGGUUGUUGUGAUAAUAAAAAAAAUUCAAGUCAAGUUGUAGUAGAUGGUGCUUCCGAUGAUAGAUUAGGUGGUUGUUCUAAAAAACCUAUUGAUUAUAGUGUUUUAGAUAGAGAAAGUUUUAGUUCACACAUUUUAGCAAGUUUAUUAUUAAUGCCAACAGAUUAUAAAGCAGAUAACUUAAUUAUUUCAAAGGAUUCAAAUAUGAUAGUUGGUAUUGAUAAUGAUGAAUCGAUGGAAUGUGACGAAGUGAAAAAAGUUAUCAGUAGUAUUUCAAAUCACGAAAGAUAUGAUAUCUGUUUAAAGAAUAUUUUAUUUAGUUUACCAUUAAUGAAUGAAUAUAUUAAUGAAAAUAUAAUAUCAAAAUUUAUGAAACAUCAUCCAAAUAUCUUUUUAUUAGAAUGGUUAAUUAAACAAUGUGAAAAAGAAAUUAUAUAUAAUCAAUUUAUUAAAGCAUCAUUACCAAUUAAAAUUAAUGAUAACUCAACGACCACCAAUAAUAAUAAUAAUAAUAAUAAUAAUAAUAAUAAUAAUAAUAAUAAUAAUAAUAAUAAUAAUAAUAAUAAUAAUAAUAAUAAUAAUAUUUAUAAUGAAAAAAUAAUAUCAAAUAUAAAUCAAGAUUUGGGAUUACCUUUUAAAUUUUCACCAGGUUGGAUAAAAUUAAUGCUUGCUAGUGGUUGUAGAAUGUCACAUAAAGAAUUAUUAAAACAAAUUUUACCUUUUACUGGGCAUUAUUAUCAAGCAUUGGAGAGAUUAAAUUCUGAUCCACUUCAACAAAUGGUUUCAAUGUAUGGUAGAGGGUUUGAUUUUAAACAAUUACUUUCAAAUCAUUUGGUUUCUGAAGAUUUAGAUAAAAUAUUUCAACAAUUGGAAUCAAGAGAAUUUAAAAAAUGGUCACCACCAAAUCAAUCAUUACAAGAUACAAUUAAAGAGUUAAUACUUGAAACAAAUUAUGGUACUGAUUCAUUCCCUUCAAAUCAAUAUUUAAUUAAAUGGUUAGAGAUUCUAUUGAUUAGGUUAAAUUCUGGAAUUGGAUUUGGAACUAAUGAUAAGGAAUUAAAUUUUAAAUAUUUUGAAUUACAUGAUUCAUGGUAUAAAAACAAGGAGAAAAUAUUUAUUAUCUUAAUUAAAGAGGGUGCAUCUGAAAUUUUACUAAGAGAUUUUGCAAAGAUUGUUCAUUUAACAAUUGAUGAAAUUAAUCAAAUUAGAGAUGAAGAGGUUGGUUCAAUAGUUCAUAUUGCAAUUCAUUCAAAUAAUGCCAAUAUUUUAUCACAAUUAAAAGUUUUACAGUGUAUGGGAGUUGAUAUCGAAGAAUCUAAUAGUAGUUGGUGUACACCAUUAGGUUUAAGUGUACAUAAUAAAAAUUUUGAAUUAUUUAAAUUACUAAUUGAUAUGGGUGCUGGUGCAUUAACAAAUCCUCAAAAAAUCAAUGACUAUUAUAAAUCUUUAUCAUUGGAAAGUAGACAAGAGUUACGUCCAUACCUUUCAAAGUUAUCUUAUGUAAAUCCAAAAAUAAUUUGGAAGAUUUCAUUAGACCAUAUUUUCCCUUUAGUUAGUGGUUAUUCAGGUCCAGCAACAGGUAAUAAAGUUUUAAAAACUACAUCAGAAGGUGAAAGAGUAAUCUCAAUUGAACAUUGGCGUCAAUUGUUCCAUCAUGAUGGUUCGCCAAUAAAAUCAAAUCCUCAUGGAGCAAGAUCUGUACCAUUUGUAAAGAGUAAAGGAUUUAGAAUUUAUUGUAAAUUUGAACCACAAUUUCCAGGUACAGAAUUAGCUGUUUCAAGAUUAUCAGAAUUACUUUUUGGUUAUUUAUCACCAUAUAGUGAACUUGGAUCAAUAAAUAAUGUACCAGUUUUAUUAACACAAGGGAUUGUUGGAGACCCAUUGGUUGAUAUACUUUCAAAAAAUUCAGAAAUUUUAAAUCAUUUAGAUCCAUCAAAUUUAUCAAAAAUUUUAGUAUCUGCAAUGUUAUUUAAUCCAGGUGAUGGUAAUUUAGGAAAUUAUAUAGUUUCGCCAUGUUUAAAUGAUACAAUUGAUUCUAAUAAUAAUAAUAACAAUAAUAAUAGUGAAAAUAAUAAUAAUAAUACCAAACAAAUGUAUAGAUUAAUUGCAAUUGAUCAAGAUCAAAGUUUUAUGCCAUCAUUUUCAAAGGAUUUAGGAUCAAAUAAAUUAUCAUUACAGGUUGAAACCGUUUUGUUUCUUUUUAAACAAAUGAAUGAUCCAGUUCACCAAGAUGUAAAAGAUUGUAUACUUGAGAAAAAUUUAGAUUUAGUUUUAAAUAAUUGGUUAAAUAAUUUGAAAUUUCAUCAUCAAGCAUCAAUUAAUCAUUUUAAUAAAAUUGGUGAAAGAUUAAAGGAUAAACAACAACAACAAAUGGAGAAAAAGACAAUUAUUGGUAUAUCAUUUGCUCCUGGUAUUAUUCAACAACUAUUUUCAAAGUUAACAAGAUUACAAAAUGAAUUUAAAAAGAAUAGAAAGAAACCAAUAACUCAUAUUGAACUUUUAGAGAUUUUGGAACCAAUGAUUGCAAUUCGUUAUAAACCAUUUUUAAAUGAAUUCAAUAAUGGUCCAGAGUUUUUAAUAGAAAAGUAUAGAAAAUUAAAAAUUUCAAGUUCUCUUGAGACUUCUAAUGGUGGUUAUGGUAGUAUUUCAUCUUUGAGUAGUUCAAUCCAUUCAAAUUCAUUCGUUUUAGAGUCUAGAGAAAUUCCAAAUAUAAGUGAAAUUCAAUCAUCUUUAAGAUCUGGUAAAUUUGGACCUGAUAGAGCUAUUGAAGAAUUAGAUAUUAUAAAGAAACAACAAUCUACUAUAAAUCAAAUUUUAUCAGAUUUGGGUCAAUUAAAUCAUUUUAUUGAUGGUAGAUCUUUAUCUCAACCAAAUUUAAUCGAAUCACUACAACAACCAAAUUCAUUAACAAAUUCAGGUUCAAGAACAAUAAAUGCUCAAGGUAUACAUACAAAUGGAAGUUUAGGUAGUAGUGUUGGUAAUAAAUUUAGUAAAUUAUUUGGUAUGGGUAGUAAACAACCACCAUCAUAUCAAAUACCACAACCCACUACACCACCAAUGGAAAAGAGAAAGGAUAAUUUAACCGAUUGUUUAUUAGAACAAUUGUUAAAAGAAGUUAAUUUCAAAAAAUUAACACCACCUCAAGAAAAGUAUUUAUUGGAUUUUUUGAAAACAAGUAAAGAACUUAGAUUUGUAUCAUUAAAGGGUGCGUCAACAAUAAAAUAUCAAUUUUUUAAAUCAUUUAUAAUUAGAGCGAUCGUUCGUAUGGAUUUAUCAGAUAGUAGUAUUGAUUCAGUUUCACAAGUUGGUUUAUUAGGAACUACUUCCUCACCUAUAGUAAUGCACUCAUUAACUAGACUUCGUCUUGAUAGAUGUUCAUGUUUAUACAUGAUAAAACUAAAUGCUGAUGCAUUAAAAGAAUUAAGUUGUACUGAUUGUCCAAUGUUAAAAAUCAUUGAAUUAAAUACACCAAAUUUAGAGAUUAUAAAUUUAGAAAAUGGUUCAAUCAUUGAUUCAAAAUUUUGGGAUAAUCUAACUAAACAAACAAAUCUUAUAAAAUUAAAUAUAUCAAAUUGUAAAACAGUUUCAAGAGAAUUAACAUUCACUUUUCCAAAUCUAUUAGAAUUGAUUGCAAAUAAAAUAUCAACAUUAGAUAAAGUUAUAUUACAAUUACCAGUAGCAUUAUCAAUUCAUUUUGAAAGUUGUAUAAAUUUAACAUCAAUAUCUGGUUUAACACCAUCAUUAAAAUUAUUAAAUUUAAAUCAAUCAAUAAGUUUAAUUUCAAAUAAUGAAAAUAAUAAUGAAAAUAUUAUUAAUAAUAGUAAUAAUAAUAAUAAUAAUAAUAAUAGUAAUAAUAAUAGUAAUAACAAUAGUAUAUCAACAACACCAAUUAAUGUUUCAAGUAAUUCAUUAAUAUCAAGUCAAUCAAAUUUAAAUAUUACAUAUUCAUCAACAUUUAAAGUAAAUGUAUGUGGUGUUGAUAAACAUAUUCAAAACUUUAGAAAAAUUAUAAAUUCUUCUUCAAAAAUUUCAACAAAUUAUAAAGUUGAUAAUAUUAGAAAUCAAGAAUAUGAUUUUCAAUUUUGGUAUUUAGCUGAACAAUGUGAUAGUUCAACAACUCCACUAUAUCUUAAAAGCUCAAAUAUAUUAUUGUUAUUAUUUGAUUUUUCAUUAGAUAUUGAUGGUAAUGAAUUUAAUGAAACAUUAAUAAUUUUCCAAAAUUAUAUUGAAGCAUGUAAAUCAAAUUCAAUUAAACAAAGAUUUAUUUUAUUUGGUUAUGGUUAUCCACCAGAUUCUAAAUCACUUGAUUUGGUAAAACAAUUUAAAGAAUUAAAUCAAAUUGAAACCUUUGUCUAUAUAGCUCAAAUACUUGAAAAGCAUCAACUAGAAUAUGUUAGAGAUAGUUUAUUCUCAAAUUUAAGAAAUGAUCAAUUAGAGAUUUUAAAGGUUAAUCAUUUAUAUAAUUUUAAAAAAAAUAUAGAAAAACAAGCUUUACAAGUUGUUGCAAAGAAAAUACUUACCAAAGAUGUAUUGGUAAUUGAUUUAUUGGAUGAACUUGAAGGAAUUGAUUUCUCUGAUAUAGUAUCGGAUCAUUUUCAAGAUCAUUUAGUAUCAAUUAAUGAAAUCUUUGAUUUAUUAUACCAAUUGAAUAAAUCAUUAAUUGAAAAUCAUCAACAAAAAGAAGAAUAUGCAAAAUCUAUUAAAAAAGAUUUCUUUAAAGUGAAAAUCAUUCAAAAACAACAAACUGAUAUGCUAUCGAAAUUAGAUCGUUACAAAGAAACCAUUAAUAUUACAAUGAUUUUUAAAAAUCUAAAAAGACUCUAUUAUAUUGCAUUAAUUAAAAAUAUUGGUAAAGUGAUUCAAACACUUGCUCCAAUUUUUUCAGAUUAUAAAAUGGAAACUUAUCAAAAGAAAUACUUUGAAGAUUAUGAAGCUAUAAACUUUUCAUUCAAAUCUGAAUCAUAUCUAUAUAGUAGUUCCAAUUCAAUUAAUAUUACACUUUGUAGAGUUAUUUGUUCAGGUUUUAAUCAUGCUUUUAGAUGGUUUUUAGUGAAAUAUCCUCAACUAUUUGAUGAGGCAACUUUAAAUUCAAAUAAUUUAAACAAUAGUAGUGUUUUAAGAACUUCUAGUAGUUUAGCUUUAAAAAAUGAAGAUAGUAGUAGUAUAGAAUUUCCUUAUGAAAAAACACCUCUAUCAUUUGCUAUUGAUUAUAAAUGUUUAGAAAUAAUUCAAUGGUUAGUUAAUAAUGUUAUUUUAUCAUCAAAAUUAUUAAAUAUUGCAUUGAUAAGAUCAAUUAUGGUUGGUAAUUUAGAAUUGGUUACAUUUUUCAUUGAAAAUGGUUCAGAUGUUAAUUGUAGUAUUUCAAGUUUAGAAAUGUCACCUAUUCAAUAUGCUGCAAAGUUUAAUCAAAUUGAAAUUGUUAAAUAUUUAUUAACAUUGGAGGGAAAUAAAAAAGUAAACAUUGAAAAAAAGAAUAGACUAGGUUGGUCAGCAAUUCAUUUCGCUUCAAGAAAUCAAAAUCAACAAAUUGUAGAUUCAUUAUUAUCAACUUCAAAUGAUAAAUCUUUAAUUAAUACUCCAACAAAUAUAGGUGAAACUCCACUUUAUUUAGCAGUAACAAAAUCAAUAUCAAUCAACCAUGACUUUUUAUUGAGUAUAAGUAUUAAAGUAUUCUGUAAUUAUUUUUAUUAUUAUUAUUAUUAUUAA